UAUAAGCCUGUUCCCUUACUUACAUACUUCAUUUUCCCUCUUUUUCGAUUUCGACUCUCCUUCCCCAGAUUCCAUGGUUUGCUGGAAGAGAGUCACAAAUUCAGACUUGAAGAAAGCACUUGAGAUUCCUCGGUGUGCUGCCGUAUACAUAAUUAGAACAGACAUGCUGAUUAACAAUCAAAUGCAUUUCGUGGUGGGAGAAGAAACUUACAACAUUGAUGUGAGGGAACGUAAAGCUGGUAUCGACGAUCUGAGAUAUUCUGUUAGGAAGCUGGAGUUUAGAAGGGUCAUUGAUGGACGCAGGCUCCAAGUUGGAGACACUCUCUAUUUCGCAGAGAUUCCUGUUGAUGUCCAUCAUCCUCAGAAUGGAGGCCUUCGGAUCUCGGCCACAAGGACAAGACGCGGCGCUGUGCACAACUUAUGGUGAAAGAGCUUGGUUUGUUGGUUCCAAGGUGACUUGCGUGAAGAAGAAUCAAUAUAAACACGAAGCUAUUUUGAUGUUUACAGUGUAGCUACAAUGGUUCCAUUCCAACACAAGAAUUAUACUGUGAUUGAGAAAUAAUGUUUCAGUUUGUGCUGUUCAAUGCUUUACUAAUUGGAAAAACAGUUUCUUUUCUUCGA
Messenger RNA from Cannabis sativa, 621 nucleotides. RefSeq lists its product as uncharacterized. The transcript is spliced from 4 exons. The record is from RefSeq and is a predicted model, not a curated record. NCBI's taxonomy places the organism in Eukaryota, Viridiplantae, Streptophyta, Magnoliopsida, Rosales, Cannabaceae. Bases 74 to 427 code for a protein of 117 amino acids.